AUGGGUACUGCCCUGCAUGAAACCAACAGCUCAGANUUCCAAGUCUCUGAGUUCAUUCUGCUGGGAUUCCCAGGCAUUCAUGAGUUCCAGAUCUGGUUGUCCUUGCCUAUGGCUCUGCUUUACAUUGUAGCUCUUGGUGCUAAUCUCCUUAUCUUGAUCACCAUCUACCUUGAGCCUAACCUGCAUCAGCCAAUGUAUCAGUUUCUUGGUAUCUUGGCUGCNGUAGAUAUUGGCUUGGCUACCACCAGCAUGCCCAAGAUCCUGGCNAUCUUGUGGUUUGAUGCCAAGACCAUCAGCCUCCCUGAGUGUUUUACUCAGAUCUAUGCCAUCCACACUUUUAUGUGCAUGGAGUCAGGCAUUUUCCUAUGCAUGGCAAUAGAUAGAUAUGUAGCCAUUUGUUAUCCCCUCCAGUCUUCCAUAGUCACUGAAGCUUUUGUAAUCAAAGCCACACUAUCCAUGCUGCUCAGNAAUGGCCUGUUAACCAUCCCAGUGCCUGUACUAGCUGCCCAGAGACAGUACUGCUCCAGGAAUGAGAUAGAUCACUGCCUUUGCUCUAACUUGGGGGUCAUUAGUCUGGCCUGUGAUGAUAUCACUGUUAACAGGGACUACCAGUUGACAUUGGCCUGGUUGAUACCUGGAAUUGACAUGGUUCUGGUCUGUGUUUCCUAUGCUUUGAUUAUUCGCUCAGUGCUGAGGCUGAACUCCACUGAGGCAGUAUCUAAGGCCCUCAGUACCUGCAGCUCCCACCUCAUCCUCAUUAUGUUUUACUACACAGCUCUUGUUAUACUAUCUGUCACUCACCUAGCAGGAAGAAAGGUUCCCCUAAUCUCUGUUCUCCUCAAUGUGAUGCAUAUUGUUAUCCCUCCAUCCCUUAACCCGAUGGUAUAUGCCCUUAGGACACAGGAGCUGAAGGUUGGCUUCCGGAAGGUUUUUUGA
Messenger RNA from Mus pahari (shrew mouse), 936 nucleotides. RefSeq names its product olfactory receptor 688-like. Gene Ontology annotation, molecular function: olfactory receptor activity; G protein-coupled receptor activity. Gene Ontology annotation, cellular component: membrane. Lineage: Eukaryota; Metazoa; Chordata; Mammalia; Rodentia; Muridae. Gene Ontology annotation, biological process: G protein-coupled receptor signaling pathway. The record is from RefSeq and is a predicted model, not a curated record.